Messenger RNA from Rhinichthys klamathensis goyatoka, 6139 nucleotides. RefSeq names its product plexin b2b (gene plxnb2b). The transcript is spliced from 35 exons. Gene Ontology annotation, molecular function: protein binding; semaphorin receptor activity. The record is from RefSeq and is a predicted model, not a curated record. NCBI's taxonomy places the organism in Eukaryota, Metazoa, Chordata, Actinopteri, Cypriniformes, Leuciscidae. Gene Ontology annotation, cellular component: semaphorin receptor complex. Bases 22 to 5565 code for a protein of 1847 amino acids. Gene Ontology annotation, biological process: negative regulation of cell adhesion; semaphorin-plexin signaling pathway involved in axon guidance; regulation of cell shape.
AAACACUUUCUUUUUACAGAAAUGGCCACCUGGUUACCAGCGGUCCUACUGGUGCUACAAGUAACCGCUGCAUCCUCUGAAGAGCCCAUACUCGAGUUUUCCACGGACACACCCAUCAAUAAUGUGGCAUGGGACUCCCUGACCGGGCGUGUUUACCUCGGUGCAGUCAAUGCUAUUUAUCAAUUGGACUCUUCAUUGAACAUUGAGGCCAGAUCUGAAACGGGGCCCAAGAAAGAUGCGAGGGGUUGCACACCUCCAGUGUCUACUUGCCAAGACCUGAAAGACACCAACAACACCAAUAAACUGUUGCUGGUUCAUUCGACUAACGGGUCGCUGAUAGUCUGUGGGAGUUUAUACCGAGGAAUCUGCUCUCUGCUCAACCUCACCAACGUCAAAGAACAGAUAUACUACAGCGACAGCAAAGGGGAACGGACUUAUGCUGCCAGCACCGAAGAGCACGUUUCGGUGGUGGGCGUCAUGGCCACGCUUGAAUUGGAUGACAAACCGUUCAACGUCUUUUUGGUCGGGAAGGGCUACGGAAGUAUGGACAGCUCAAAACUCAUCAGCACCAGAAUCGUGCAGAACUAUCGCGACUGGGUCGUGUUCGAGAGCAUCAUCGAGGCGUCUACGGUCCAGGCAGUUCCCUUCGUGCCCAAGUACCUGCACGACUUCCGAUUUGCCUUCAAAAAUGACAACUUUGUCUAUUUCCUCUUUUCGCGCACUCUCGGUGGAACGGACAACAAGAACUUUACUUUCGUUUCGCGCCUCUGCGAGAACGACAAUCACUACUAUUCGUACACGGAGCUUCAGCUUAGUUGCGGCCAGAAGAAUCGCUACAAUAAAGUCCAGGCCGCGUAUUUGACCGAACCGGGGAAAGAGCUGGCCCAAGUCAUGUCUGAAUCCGGAGAGUAUGGGAAUAUUAGGGAAUGGGAUAAAGUCCUGUUUGUGGUGGCUAGCUCAGAGGAAGGGGCCACUGAAUCAGCUCUGUGUAUGUACCCCCUUAAAAACAUCAACCAGAAACUGUUGGCCAUCGUUACCGCUUGCUACACGGACAACGGCAAGAUUGACGACAGAUUAGUUGUGGAGAGUCCCUACACAUCCAGUAAAGACGAACCAUGUGUCAAACACGAUAAAGACAUUGUGAACCAGUAUAAGUGCGGAGCCGAUUUUCUUCCAUCUCCGCUGGCCAGUCGGCAGGAGUUUGCCUUGAAGGCCAAUACAGUCUUCAUCAGGCAGAACCUGCUGACCGCAGUGGCUGUGGCUGUCGAGAACGAUCACACCAUUGCCUUUCUGGGCCACAAUGCUGGAGAGGUGAUCAAGGUACAUUUGUCAAGCUUACCAGAGGCGUACAACCCCGGUCCGGGCUACAAAGCCAGCGGCUAUGUAAAUAAGAACCUUUUCUUUGACAAAACCAAGGCGCACUUGUACAUCACCACUGAGAAAAAGAUCACGAAGGUGCCCGUACAGGCCUGCCAUCUGAAGACGGACUGCCAGACCUGCGUCACUCAGAGAGAUCCAUACUGUGGCUGGUGUGUCCUGGAGGGAAGAUGCACCAGGCGAUCGGAGUGCAGUCGUGCGGAGGAAAAGAACGGGUGGCUGUGGAGUCCAAACCAACAGUGUGUGAAAAUCGUCUCUUUCCACCCGCCAAAUCUCAGCUGCUUGAAGUCCCAGCAGGUUGAGAUAAACGUCCGAUCGCUGCCGGUCCUCAGAGACUCGGACCGGAUCCACUGUGUCUUUGGCUCUUACCCCAGCGGCGGCAGGAUGGUGGACGGCAGAAUCAGUUGCCGUUUACCUGAACAGCCUCUUAUACCCUCGACUCCUGCACACCAAGAUUUCGUGGCGGUUCCGGUCUACAUCUUUGUGAACAGUAGCGUGGAGGUCGCGUCCAGCGAGUACAAGUUCUACAACUGCGCAGCGGCAGUUCGGAAAGCAGAAAACACACCAUGCACUUCCUGUGUGAGCAGCGCUUGGGGAUGUCAGUGGAACAUUGCGGCUCACACCUGCACGGAUCUGAGCGACGCAGAAACCGGCGCCAAUAUAAUCAAACCCAGACAGAACAAGAGCUGUCCACGCUUCGAGAACCCAGAUCCCGUCCUUAUCCCGGUCGGACACAAAACCCGGAUCAGUUUUGAGGGCAUCAAUCUGGACCCGUACAGGGAUCGUGAUUUCACCAUCGGAACGGAGCUGAUGAAGAUUGAGGAAGAUGUCAAGACAGAGUCGGGACCCUUCUACUCUUUCAGCGGAUAUGUGUUUUCCUUUGAUAAAGCUCACGAGACCAACGUUCUGUUCCACGUAAGAGACAAACACACGAGAAAGAAGAUCGACAGCAGUCUCAGUGUCACUCUGUAUAACUGCUCUCUGGGACGUGAAGACUGCAGCUUGUGUAAGAACGCCGACCCCAAAUAUCAGUGUGUGUGGUGCAAGCAGACCAGCUUGUGUGUGUACGACCAGCUCUGUGCCUCUAAAGAGCUGGAGGAGUGUCCCGACCCCCGGAUCACUGACAUCACGCCGAGAUACGGGCCGCUGAAAGGAGGAAUAGCUGUCACGAUUAAGGGCUCGAACCUGGGCGUUCAGAAGGACGACAUUAAAAACAUCACAGUGGCCGGAGUGCCGUGCAAACACCUGCGGGAGCGUUACUCCGUCUCAACCAGUGUGGUGUGUGAAAUUGGGCCGGUGACACUGUACAGAACCGGAGAGGUGGAAAUAGAGGUGGGCAGAGGAAAAAAAGGCGUAUCCACAAAAACGGUCCGUUUCACCUACAGGGACCCCAUAGCACAAAACGUGUCUCCUAAUCGAGGUCCUAAAGCAGGAGGAACCGUCCUGACUAUUACUGGGAUGGGCCUGAACACAGCUUCAAAAGAAGACCUUCAGAUCUUCGUGGGCGACGUGCCCUGCAGAGUUGAGAGCUUUGGAGAUCAGAUCACCUGUAAAUUGUCUGAGUAUCUGGGCGAUACGGUUCCAUCAGCUCGCCUCGACGUCAGAGUUCAAUACGGCAAACACACCACAACCAGCAUCAAGACGAUCUUUCAGUUCUCCAGCAACCCCUCUGUGUCUGACCAUCAGCCCAGGAGCAGCUUCAUUUGUGGUGGCAGAAAAAUCCUAGUGGUCGGUUCUGGAUUUGACCUGGUCCAGAAAGCUACUAUCAGGGUGGUGGCGUCGGCUGGAGAAUGGUCCGAACAGGGCGUCCCAGAGGAGUUUGUCGAGGGUUUCACGCACAAAAACGACAGCGUGAUCAUGUUCAUGUCCCCGGCGGUGAACGAGUCUCAGUUGUUCAGGACGUACGUGCAGCUGGAUAACCUCCAGACGGAGCUGACCCCGUUCCAGUAUCAUCCCGACCCAACGUUUGAUCGGCUCAGCAAGACUGUCAUCACUGAAAACAGCAUGAUCAUCGUCACCGGUCGGGGGUUUUCCAGCGCGAUGACGGCGAGGGAGGCGCAGGCGUUUGUGGGGGAUGUUCAGUGUAACGUCAACACACUACAGGAGGAUAAACUAUUCCUGGACCCGCCCUCCACUGCACCCAGAGCUCGAUCCAAGAGACUGAGGAGAGACACUGGCUCUGACCCGCUGGACCUGCUGAUUAAGUUUGGCAAUGGCGAGUGGAUGGUCGGCUCUGUUCGGUACGAGAGGAGGUAUACUCUCCCGUUGCCCAUCAUCAUCCCGGCGGUGGUCGUUCCCAUGCUGCUGAUUAUCGCCAUCUCCGUCGUCUGCUACAGGAGGAAGAGCCAGCAGGCAGAACGAGAGUACGAGAAAGUGAAGCAUCAGCUGGAGAAUCUGGAAGAGAGUGUUCGUGACCGCUGCAAAAAAGAGUUCACAGAUCUGAUGAUCGAAAUGGAGGACCACACUAACGACAUAAGCGAGGGCCGGAUCCCGUUCCUGGACUACAAGACCUACACGGACCGCGUCUUCUUCCUGCCCUCUAAAGAUGGAGCCAAUGACGUCAUGAUCACGGGCAAACUGGAUAUCCCAGAAUCCCGCAGGGCUACGGUCACCCAGGCGCUGAACCAGUUCUCCAACCUGCUCAACAGCAAAACCUUCCUCAUCAAUUUUAUCAGAACGCUGGAGGGCCGUCCGGAUUUCAACGCCAGGGCCAAAGUGUAUUUCGCGUCUCUGCUGACCGUAGCGCUUCACGGUAAACUGGAGUAUUACACAGACAUCAUGAGGACGCUUCUGCUGGGGCUCAUGGAGGAUUACGUUCACAGCAAGAAUCCUAAACUGCUGCUCCGCAGGUCUGAGACUGUGGUGGAAAGGAUGCUGAGUAACUGGAUGUCCAUCUGUCUCUAUCAGUACCUAAAGGACUCGGCCGGAGAACCGCUGUACAAACUCUUCAGGGCCAUAAAGCACCAGAUUGAAAAGGGGCCGGUGGACGCACAGGUUAAGAAAGCCAAAUACACACUGAACGACACGGGCCUUCUCGGAGAUGAUGUGGAGUACAUCGUGCUGAAUCUACAGGUGCUGGUUCAGGGCGAGGGGCCUGACAUCACCCCGGUAAAGGUGUUGAACUGUGACACCAUCUCUCAGGUGAAGGAGAAGAUCAUCGAGCAGGUUUACAAAAACCUGCCGCACUCUCAGAGACCCAAAGUCGACAGCGUCACCCUGGAAUGGCGGCCCGGCUCCACGGGACAGACCCUGUCGGAUCUAGACGUGACGUCACAGAAGGAGGGCCGGUGGAGACGCAUCAACACGUUGGCGCAUUAUAACGUACGUGAUAACGCAACAGUGGUCCUCUCCAGGGUUCAGCACACACAACAGUCGUACGACCAGAAUCACGAUAACCAUGAAGAGAGAAACGCCCUGCUGGAUGAUGAUAAAGUGUUUCACCUGGUGCGACCGGCUGACGAGCUGGAUGAGAUGAAGUCUAAGAGAGGCAGUAUAAAGGAUAAAUCCAUGACCAAAGCCAUCACUGAGAUAUAUCUCACCCGACUGCUCUCCGUCAAGGGAACGCUGCAGCAGUUCGUGGAUGAUUUCUUUCGCAGUGUGCUCUGUUCUGGCUCCACCGUCCCGCCGGCGGUUAAAUACUUUUUUGACUUCCUGGAUGAGCAAGCCCUGAGACACGAGAACGUAGACGAGGAAACCAUACACAUCUGGAAGACCAACAGUUUGCCGCUGCGUUUCUGGGUGAACAUUCUGAAGAACCCUCACUUCAUUUUCGACGUGCACGUGAGCGAGGUCGUGGACGCCUCUUUGUCCGUCAUCGCUCAGACCUUCAUGGACGCCUGCACAAAAACAGAACACAAACUCAGUCGGGAUUCUCCCAGCAACAAAUUACUCUAUGCAAAGGAGAUCUCCACCUACAAAAGGAUGGUAGACGACUACUAUAAAGGAAUCCGGCAGAUGGUGUCAGUCAGUGACCAGGAAAUGAACACACAUCUGGCUGAAGUGUCACGGGCACACACAGAUAAACUGAACACGCAAGUGGCUCUUCACCAGCUCUACCGGUACGCCAGUAAAUACUACGAUGGGAUCAUCAUGUCUCUGGAUGAAGACCCUGCCGCUCAGAGUAAACAGUUAACACUGAGACUGCAACAGAUCGCCGCAGCGCUGGAGAACAAAGUGACCGACCUCUAACCCCGUCAGCUGGACCAACACUCUCAGUGUAUUUAGCUCAUCACUAUAAUCAGAUGUUCAAUUUCUUCCUGUGUAGAGACAAAAGGUUUUAAGAAUUGUAUUCUAUAUUUUUUUUAAUGUGCAGUCUUUAUGCAGAAAGCUUUAUAAGAGGAAAAUAACUUUUUAAAUAGACGGCCUUGUGUCAGUUGUUUUUAAAGCUUCUGUGUGUGUGUGUGUGUGUGUGUGUGCAAGAGUGUGCGUGUGUAAAAGGAUGCCUAUAUUUUGACCAAAAGGGAGCUGCCCAUGACCCUGCGAUGCGUGUAUGCAGGGGGUGUGCCUACAGUGAGGUCAUAUCUGGUAUCGUCCAAUCAAAAGCAGCUGAAGGUGACAGUAGGGAUUGCAUGGGAUGUGUUUGGAACAAUCAUACUAGCAUACUACUCAUACUACAGUAUGUACUGUAUUGGUAUAGUGUGCGAAUGAUCUGUAUCAGUAAAAUUUCCUAAAACGUGCAGGAUAAAGCUGCGGUCACAUUUACCAUCGUUCUGCAAUGUUUUGCUGGCAAACUUCAGUCAUUUUAACAGGAAUUUAAGUUUCA